Danio rerio (zebrafish) is the source of this 2526-nucleotide messenger RNA. RefSeq names its product antizyme inhibitor 1a (gene azin1a). Gene Ontology annotation, molecular function: catalytic activity. Gene Ontology annotation, biological process: polyamine biosynthetic process; putrescine biosynthetic process. Lineage: Eukaryota; Metazoa; Chordata; Actinopteri; Cypriniformes; Danionidae. The record is from RefSeq and is marked reviewed.
CCCUUUCACCCUUCAUCACAACCGCCACCCUUCAGCAGCUUCAGCUAAACGCCUUCAACCGUUCAUACGGUCCGCCGCUCACCGGAUUACACCAAUAUAUGGCUCAAAGUACCUCUGUUAUCUCUUACAUCGGUGCUCGUGUUACUUUGUAAAAAUUCCGCCGAAAAAGAGUAGACGGUUUCCCUCAGAUGCUCGCGAUUUCUCCCGUGUGUACCUGAACUACGAGAACAGCUUAGGGACUUCUGUCUACCGUGAGCAGUUUGAUUUCAACGCAGAGCCCCCUUGGGAUCCUAGCUGAUAGCUGGAGAGGUCAUCUUCUGACCUGUUCCUUGAUAUCGCUAGGACCCAAGAGCUCUAAGGGCUCUCAUUUAUAGCUGACCGUCAGAUCACGGAUGAGUAUGAAGGGAUCUCUGGAUGAACUGCAUUAUUCUGUUGAGCUGCUGGAGGGAAGCGCAGCUCUGCGAGAUGUGAUCGAUAAACACAUCUAUGAUCAGACUUUUGCACAGAAAAGUGCGUUUUUUGCUGCUGAUCUGGGGGUGAUCGUGCAGCAGCAGGCUCGCUGGAGAAAUAAAAUGGACCAAAUUCGGCCUUUCUACACCGUUAAGAGCAACAGCAGCCCUGUAGUUGUUGAACUGCUGGCUUCUCUCGGAACUGGCUUCAUUUGUUCAAACAAGCAUGAGCUGGACUUGGUUAAGGGCUUUGGCGUCUCAUCUCAGGACAUUAUUCUGGGCGGCACGUGCAAACAGCUCUCCCAUAUCAAAUAUGCAGCCAAACACAACAUCCCGCUCCUGGUUUGUGACAAUGAGGCAGAGAUGAGGAAGAUCGCACGAUGUCAUCCUAAAGCAAAAGUGUUGCUGCUGUUGACGUCGGAGAGCUGCUGUGAGAAAGAGGAGAUGGCCAUACCGUUCGGCUCCACACUGAAGGACUGCAGGCGUCUGCUGGAGUGUGCUGCUGGAGAACUCAAUCUGCAAGUCACUGGAGUCAAAUUCAACAUUCCCAGCUGCUGUCAGGAAGUAGAGAAGUUCUCUCGUGCUGUUUCUGAGGCCCGCUGUGUCUUUGAUAUGGGGGAAGAGCUCGGCUUCGAGAUGAAUAUCCUGGACAUCGGAGGAGGUUUUGAUGGAAGUGAGGAACAGUUAGACAAGGUUAACCAGAUGCUGAAGCCCAUGCUGGACAUGUAUUUUCCUCGGUCGACUGGCUUGUCAAUCAUUGCUGAACCUGGAGCUUAUUACGUUUCUUCUGCCUUCACGCUGGCCGUGAAUAUAAUCGAUAAGAAGACGGUGGCUCGGGACUGCAGUGCACAGCCACACGAUGCACUGUCUGCAAACGAUGAGCCAGAGUUUCUCUACCACAUAAAUGAUGGUGUUUAUGGAUCUUUUGCCAGUAAACUGCUGUGUGAAGAUUCAAUAGCAACACCUUUGGCACACAAACAUGUGAGCGCAGACGAGCCGCUGUUCUCCAGCAGUCUGUGGGGUCCCUCUGAAGAUGAUCUGGAUCUGGUGAUGGAGCGAUGUCUGCUGCCCGAGCUCAGUGUUGGAGACUGGCUGCUGUUCAGAAACGCAGGAGCCAGCGCUCUGGGGUCCGCAUUCAGUCACGGAGACCAACACAAACCGCCCGUCUUCUACAGCAUCACUGAAUACGACUGGCAAGAGAUCCACAAUAGUGGCGUGACUGUGGAUGUGAGGAUGAAGAACUUCUCUCUGGUACCUUGUUGCCUGCAACCAAACAUGUCCGGGGCAUCCAUUUCUACUCCUGCUUAACAAUAAGGCACUCGUUGUCAUUAUGUUGACUGAUUUAAAGCACUUAGAAGCCUGAAAUAUGCUCAGAAGCUUUUUAAGUUGCUUCUCAGAUGUUUUGCUGGGACCAGAGUUGAGGAAGAACAGCUUGAUAGCUGGCACAACUGAUGGAUAUACAGCAAAUAGGUGCGACUAGCUUUAACAACUGGGCCUGUUGGCGUUUAUAAAUAUGCUGAAUUAUAUUUAAGUCUGUUUUAUAAAUGUGUGUAUAUAUACUGUACAUUGCAUAUGAUAUUUGCUCCUACUAAUUGAAUCAAUCAUGUACCCCACAGGGGAAGUUAUUUAUUAGACCUCAAGUCUAGACAUCAUCAGAUGCUUUUGAACAAAUGUGCACGUAAUUUUUUUCUUUUUGUAUUAAGCAGGAUGUUUAGACUGGAUGCUAAUAGGACAUAAUACAGCGGACACUUUAAGCUUUUCUCACGCACAAAUACGCAACUGCAAGUGUCCGCUCUAGUUGUACAUAUUAGCACAUGCUUGCAUUGCAUUUGAAAGUCUGUGUGAAGUUGCUGCAGGCUUCAGGAGAUAUUUCUGCAUGUUGACGUAUUUACAACUGAACUGGAAUAUUGAGUAGGAGGCGGGGUUUUACUUUUGCGCUCCGCCUUUCAUCUUUCCUUCACAGCAAGCUAAUGGAUGGAGGGAGGACGUGGCUAAGCAUAUUUCAACCAAUCAGAGUCAUCAGAGAGGGACUGCUGUUCCUGAGUGGUUGCUCAGGUUUUGAUUAAAGGUUAACAAA